Lactuca virosa is the source of this 1488-nucleotide messenger RNA. Lineage: Eukaryota; Viridiplantae; Streptophyta; Magnoliopsida; Asterales; Asteraceae. The record is from the annotation of a GenBank genome assembly.
AUGUACAUCACCAUGCUCAGAACCACUGAAUUCGUGGGUAAAACCACAUCAUCGAGGUGUAGUCUUGCUAGCAAUAUUGUCCAAAUGGAUGAUGAGAUCACAGAAAAUAGUAAACAUGUGAAAGAUGUUUUUUCUCCAGUAUUUUUAGCAUUGCUUGAUUCUCUUCUGAGUCGUUCUCAGAGAUCAAAUGUGGUAUCUUUUGAAGUCUGUUGUGUUUUUGCAAAAGAUUUUUUUGGUGGUUGGUUGUCUUCAAACGUACAAAUUCCAUGGAAGGAGGUGGAAACCAGAAUGUAUGCUCUUAAUGUGGUUGCUGAUGUAGUACUACAAGAAGGUCAAACAUUUGAUCUCUCCAUGGUUUUGCACUUGGUGACAAUUUUAUGUGACAAGGAAUCAUAUGAACCAAAAGGCUUUAUGUGCAUUGUACAUAGAUCACUUGUAGAUGUUAUUGGUUCCUAUUCAAAGUGGAUGUCUUCUUAUGUAACUAAUGACAGACCAUUACUUUUAUUUUUUGCAGCUGGUAUGUCAGAACCUUUAUGUUCGCAUGCUUGUGCAACUGCCUUUAGAAAGUUAUGUGAAGAUGCUACUGCAGUUAUGCACAGACCUUCAAGUUUAGAAAUGUUAAUGUGGAUUGGAGAGGGAUUGGAAAAGAGACACCUACCUUUAGAAGAUGAGGAAGAUGUUAUUGGUGCUGUUACUUUGAUACUUGCUCACCUUCCUAACACGGAAUUAAGGAACAGUUUGUUGCUUAAGUUGCCUUCUCCUAGCUUCGAAUCUAUUGGAAAACUUAUUGAUGGAGAUCAUGUCCUCACUUUGAGGCAACUACCAGCUGCUUAUACUCAUCUUGUCAACUCUGCAGUGAGGGGGUUUUACAGGCAGUUACCAUUCAAAGUGAAAUCAGAGAAAGAUAUGCAGAUGAGGGAGUUGUAUGAGAAGUCAGCAAAAAUGGAACACGAUCUUCAUGGAGUAGAAGCUAUGCGUGAUGAGCUUAUGCAAUUACAUGCUGAUGUUAAGGAGUUGACUUCUACACGCCAAAAACUUACUAUUCAAGUUCAGUGUAUGACUCAAGAUCUUGCUAGAGCUAUUGCUGACUUGCAGCAAGUCCCAGGACUGAAGUCAGAAAUUCAUGGGAUUAGACAAGAAUUGCAACAUGCAAGGGCUGCAAUUGAACAUGAGAAGAAGGGGCAUGCACAGAACUAUGAACAUGGUCAAGUGAUGGAGAAGAGUUUACUCUCUAUGGCUCGUGAGAUGGAAAAGCUGCGUACUGAGAUGGCUAAUGCUGAAAAACGGGCGCGUGCUGCUGCAGCUGUAGCUGCAACCAAUCAAAAUCCAGCUAACUAUUCAGGGAAUCCUUACCCUGCAACUUAUGGCAUUAGUUCCAUGAAUCAAAUGAAUCCUGUGCAGCCUGUUGCAGAAGGUUACCCUCAAUAUGGGCCUGGGCCUGGAUCUUGGGGAUCAUAUGAUAUGCAAAGGGCUCAAGGACACAAAUAG